This is a messenger RNA of Linnemannia hyalina, 1095 nucleotides long. Lineage: Eukaryota; Fungi; Mortierellomycota; Mortierellomycetes; Mortierellales; Mortierellaceae. The record is from the annotation of a GenBank genome assembly.
AUGGAUAGUGCCACGGCCGAGGCGACCUGCAAGAAGCUCGUCUCAAUACUCGCACUCGAUGCAGGAUACGAGGGCAUCACUGCCUCCGCACUCGAGUCCCUCACGCGCGUCUUCGAAAACUAUACCCAACAGAUGUACUCCAUUGCACACUCAUUUGCAGAACUCGCAGGACGGACUCGACCAGAUAUUAACGAUCUCGAACAGGCAUUCUCAGAUAUGAAUCUCAAGACCAGCGGUCUCGACCAAUACAUCGAACACGCCUCACGAUCAAAAACGCCGCUGCUGAGAGGACCAUUACAGGAGAUACUCGCCAAACCUGAACGGAAAAAGGAAAAGAAGACGUUGUUGCUGGACUCGGAUAUUGAGGACAACUCGGACAGUGAUGAGGAAGAGGAUGAGAAGCCGGGAACUGCCAAGGUCACUGCUCGCACGAUUGUACCGGACCAUUUGCCAGCCUUCCCCAGCAAACACUCAUACAAGCAGACACCUGUGUUUGUGAAAAGACCGACGGAUCCACAAAAGAUCAGGGAGUUGAACGCAGAGCAAUCACGACUGGUGGAAUCAAACUUGAAGAAACUGAUGGCGGCCGAGAACAAAGUCGCGAUGGCGGCAGCACACAAGGACGGCUCAUCCGUCACAGCAGUAUCGACAACCGCCGACCUACUCUUGGUCAAGGAGGAACAACAGGAAUCGAUCGAGAGUAUUGAUAGGAGGGCACUGACGAAACUGGAGGCUUUGCCUGUUGUCAACUAUGAACAGUCGAAGCGUCAACAACAGGUUAGCGCGUCAUCUCAUCGGGAUAGUGCUGCCGCUGCGACGAUUCGGUCACAUUCUUUACAUGAUAUGCAGGCUGGUCACUUGCGCGGAGACUCACAUUCGGGCAGCGGUGGCGAUUCUACUGCAGGCGCUGGACAAGGUUCGUCGAGUCAACAGCUGUCGGGCAAGGCCGAGUGGAGGAAUGAGAGGCGGAGACUGCGCAAAGAGCAACUAACGGCAAUGGAAGGCAUGGAGCACAACCUGACCCACAAGCGGAUACGGCAGGAGAGUGCCCACAGUAGCCGUCUCAAGCUCGUCAGCAUGGACGUCGAUCCGUAA